Molecule: messenger RNA, 1274 nt
Organism: Octopus sinensis (East Asian common octopus)
Lineage: Eukaryota; Metazoa; Mollusca; Cephalopoda; Octopoda; Octopodidae
Exons: 8
Coding region: 148-1227 (359 amino acids)
Cellular component (GO): centrosome
Source: RefSeq, a predicted model, not a curated record
GCCGAGAUGUCAUGUUUGAUUCCAUUUAACUAAAUAGGGUUUGUUGUAGCAACAAAUGGAAACAACCCUUUUUUAAAACAACGGCGAUAGUCACAAUAGUAAGAAUAAUAGGUUUCCAAAAUUUUAUCUUCCCAUCGAAGUAGAGGAAUGAAGAAUGCGAUAAAUUAUGAUUUUCCUGGGAGGAUUACUCCUGCGUCGAAUAAUACUUGGGCAGUCAGAUACACCUGUGAAAAAAAGUCUGCUUGGCUGUUGGCUGUUGAAGAAGAAGAGAAAAAUGUAAAACGGCAACAAGAGAAAGAAGUCCGCCAACGACAGUUUCAAAAUCGUCUCAGAAAACGUGUUGCAGCCAUUCAACAAAAGAAAAAGCAGAAAGAAUUGGAACUGAGCAUGAAAGAGCUUGAUGUAGCCCAAGAUGUCUUGAGAAACUGCAUGAAUACUGAAUUACAAUCAUCCCAGCAAAAUACCAACAAAACUUCCCAGACUGAACAAUUCAUAGCAGAUUCUGGUAAUGUUGAUACUACAUUAAACAAACCCAAGAAUCAUUGUAAAUCAAAUCACACAACUAUAAAUAAUUUAACAACUGGUACUGCCAAAUUAAAUCCAGGAAAAACUGUUGUAUCUGUUAGCUCUGAUAAGACAAAAGAAGCAUCUGGAAAAAUUUCUUUUCCAUUAGAUUAUAAGAAAAUGGUAAAGAACUUUAAUAACGGCAUAGGUGCUAAACUACCUACAGCUCUAUCGAAAAACAAUAUGGAUUGGAAGAGAAUGAAACAACAGAUGAUGCAGCGUGUACUGACCCGUAAAAUGUUCAUGGAGAUGGACCGUGAAAAGAUUAAGUUAAUUCAGCAGAGAAGUAAUUUGAAUGCAAAGCAAUUUAUCUCAUUUUAUGAAAAGAAAUGGAAAGAACAGUCCAAUAAUCCUCUAAACUUUCAGCCUAAAACACAACAUGAAAUUUUUGAACUGGAAAUACAUGACUGGUCUAGAAAACAUUCUAAACUAAAUAGAAUGUGCAGUUUCUAUCAACGACAGGUGUACUAUCUGCAAGAGAAACUGGAAAAGAAAUGCCAGCAAUUAUCAAUAGACAUUCCUGCAUUGUGCUCUUGUGAUAACAACAGCAAAGAUCUGGCAUGGUUAUACUGUGAUAAUAACUGCAGGUUUUAUAGACAACCAUCAGUUUACUGUAAUGCGCUCAGGUCGCUUUUGAAAUCACUGGAGAUCAACACACCAUGAAAUAUAUAUAUUCAAUUUAAUAUUAUGAAUAAAAAUUUUGUACUCCA